GUUUACGUUUUUCACCGACACGGUGCGAAAUUUAUUUUGAAUUUCCCAGCACGUUUUUUUGGAUUUCACCGUGAUUUACUAUCGAGCUAAAUUAUCAUAAUGGUGAAGAAAGAAAAAAAUAUCUCAGGAGAUUAUAAAGAUUUGUCGUCGGAAAGUGACAUUCCACAAACUCCAUUGGCUGCAUCCACACAGAUGUCCCCGAAAAAGGAAUCCAAACGAGUUAUUUCAUAUGGAGAGAGUGCUUCUGAAAAUGAAUCAGAAGACUACCAGCCAUCUUCCCCAACCAGUAAAGUUUCCCCAUCAACGGCUGGGAUUGGUUCGAAAACCGCAAGCCUUGCAAAGGAAAAAUAUUUAACCAAGUUUCCUUUCGUACGAUCGUGUAAACCACGUUACGCAGUGGAUUUAGAUUUAACCGACCCCGACGAUGAAGUGUGGAUCGUUCAGUGCCCUAGUUCAAUCGAUGCCAAGAAGUUACUUCUGAAAGCUUCUCUAGAAACUGAUAAACUUGGAGAAACCUGUAGCAUAAAGUCUGCUGCAACCAAUGACUCUUUAGAAGGCCUUAUUGUGAAAAAUUCAAACUCUAAACCGAUCACCCUGAUGACAGGUGUAGAUUUCAAAUCGUUUGUUCCAAAGGGAACUAUUCAGGUUCGAGAAGCGCUACAAACUAAGCAAUCUAUUCAGCUGGGGUUAAUGAAAGAGGAAACCACGAGCGAAGACAUUCCUUUUCCGGAAGACAUCAAGGAAAGGCAUCCUCUGCUUGGUCCAGACUAUCGGUCGAUGCUUAAACUAUCGAAGCCAGUACGGAAGGCAUUAAGUUGGGCCCGACAACGUUCGGAACAGUGUUACCUACGCGAAGACGUGUCCAGUGUAGCGGAACCGGAAAGUCCAAAGAAGGCUAAGAAACGCAAGCUCAAGAUUGAAUCGAAUUCUGAGCUAGUGAUAGACGAAACAUUGACCUCUACUCGUAAAAAGGUUAAAAAAGAGACGGCAAACGAUAAUAAUGGUGCGCAAGACGAUUUAUCUUGGUUGAGUAAUAUCUAGAAGACUGGUAGAAUAUUCAACCUUGCUUUUCGAAAGUGGUCGACUUUGCUAAGGUCUAUAAUAAAUGA
Molecule: messenger RNA, 1109 nt
Organism: Uranotaenia lowii
Lineage: Eukaryota; Metazoa; Arthropoda; Insecta; Diptera; Culicidae
Exons: 2
Coding region: 100-1041 (313 amino acids)
Source: RefSeq, a predicted model, not a curated record